Ixodes scapularis (black-legged tick) is the source of this 1529-nucleotide messenger RNA. It is a transcript of the gene Mdh1, whose product is annotated as malate dehydrogenase, cytoplasmic. The record is from RefSeq and is a predicted model, not a curated record. Gene Ontology annotation, cellular component: cytosol; mitochondrion. Gene Ontology annotation, biological process: tricarboxylic acid cycle; oxaloacetate metabolic process; malate metabolic process. Lineage: Eukaryota; Metazoa; Arthropoda; Arachnida; Ixodida; Ixodidae. The transcript has 6 exons. Gene Ontology annotation, molecular function: L-malate dehydrogenase (NAD+) activity. Bases 288 to 1292 code for a protein of 334 amino acids.
GAUUUGCUUGUUUUCUGCAGUGUCUGCGGUGUCUGCAGCAUCUACAGAGACAUCGUAGCUCUGUUAUAUAAGGCACGCUGCCGACGUUAGCGCUUUAAACUUUUAUGGCGGUUGUCUUGUGCAACGUUUCCGAGUUACCCGCUUUGUUUUCCGCACUCUUGUUCACUAGACACUAAACUGUCUGGCGAAGAUUGAAAGAUAACUCGCGGAGUCCUCUUCACUUUCGGCGUGUACAAAUAGUGGGGAUUGUCCGCGUUGCUGGCUGUUGCUGCGAUUGUUCGUAAAAGAUGGCCAAGGAACCGAUUCGUGUGCUGGUGACGGGAGCGGCAGGCCAGAUUGCCUACUCCCUGGUGGCCACCAUUGCCCGGGGAGAGGUAUUUGGGGCUGAUCAGCCCAUCAUCCUCCACCUGCUGGACAUUCCCAUGAUGCUGGGUGUCCUUAAUGGUGUAGUCAUGGAACUGAUAGACUGCGCCUUCCCCCUGCUCAAGGACAUAGUGGCAACAGACAGCGAGCAGACGGCGUUUGCGGCAAUCGAUGUGGCCUUCCUGGUGGGCUCGAUGCCGCGCAAGGAGGGCAUGGAGCGCAAGGACCUGCUGGCGGCCAACGUCAAGAUCUUCAAGAGCCAGGGCCGCGCCCUGGACCAGCACGCCAAGAAGUCUGUCAAGGUGCUGGUCGUGGGCAACCCAGCCAACACCAAUGCCUUGGUGUGCUCCAAGUUUGCCCCGUCCAUCCCAAAGGAGAACUUCUCGGCCAUGACCAGGCUGGACCACAACCGGGCCAAGGGUCAGAUCGCCCAGAGGCUCAAGGUAUCGCCCGCGGACGUGCGCAACGUGGUCAUCUGGGGCAACCACUCAUCCACCCAGUUCCCGGAUGCCAACCACGCCACGGUCAACCUCGACGGCAAGACGGUCAAGGUUACGGAGGCCAUCAACGACGCCGACUACUUCAAGGGGGACUUUGUCACGACGGUGCAGAAGCGUGGUGCUGCGGUGAUUGCGGCCCGCAAGCUGUCGAGCGCCAUGUCGGCUGCUAAGGCGGCGGCUGACCACAUGCACGACUGGUGGCAGGGCACCUCCGAGGGCGAGUGGGUGUCCAUGGCGGUGAUCAGCGACUGCUCGUACGGAUCCCCCGCCGACGUGAUGUUCAGCUACCCCGUGCACGUGGACAACCAGAGGCGCUGGCGCAUCGUGACCGGACUGCCAAUCUCUGACUUUGCCCGGGCCAAGCUAGACGCCACGGGCAAGGAGCUGAUGGAGGAGCGCGAAGAGGCCCUGGCCGUCUGCAAAGAUUGACGCGAGGCGCCGUCCGCUCCGGCCAAGCUCUGAGGGCCACGGCGCGAAGCCCCACCGCUCGAGGGAGGCCGGCGGACGGCCGGAUUGACGUCGGAUCGACGGCCGGACAUCGGAUUUACUAACCGCGGUGGAGGGGCUUCUAACCAGAGAGAGUGCGACGCGUAGCUUCGUCGCUCUAGCUUGGGGACGUAGGGGUAGGCUUUGGAAUGGUCAAUAAACGAGACCUUUGAUACUCUG